Messenger RNA from Drosophila albomicans, 3125 nucleotides. It is a transcript of the gene Tpst, whose product is annotated as protein-tyrosine sulfotransferase. Bases 4 to 1539 code for a protein of 511 amino acids. NCBI's taxonomy places the organism in Eukaryota, Metazoa, Arthropoda, Insecta, Diptera, Drosophilidae. The transcript is spliced from 7 exons. Gene Ontology annotation, molecular function: protein-tyrosine sulfotransferase activity. The record is from RefSeq and is a predicted model, not a curated record. Gene Ontology annotation, cellular component: Golgi apparatus. Gene Ontology annotation, biological process: peptidyl-tyrosine sulfation.
UAGAUGAAGAUGCGGCUGCCAUAUCGCAAUAAGAAGGUCACCCUUUGGGUGCUGUUUGCCAUAAUUGUUGUCACCAUGUUCCUAUUCAAAUUCACCGAGUUGCGACCCAACUGUCUCUUCAAGCUGGAUGCCACAAACGAUUUGGCAUCGCAAAUGGUGCACGUAGAGAAAUACGUCACAGAUGACAAUCAACGCGUCUAUUCAUACAACCGUGAGAUGCCAUUAAUAUUCAUAGGCGGUGUGCCCAGAUCUGGUACGACAUUAAUGCGCGCCAUGCUCGAUGCUCAUCCCGAUGUGCGCUGCGGGCAGGAGACGCGCGUCAUUCCGCGCAUUCUGCAGCUGCGCUCGCAUUGGCUAAAGUCCGCGAAGGAGUCGCUGCGACUGCAGGAGGCGGGCAUCACCAAGGAGGUCAUGAAUAGCGCCAUCGCCCAGUUCUGCCUCGAAAUCAUUGCGAAGCAUGGCGAACCGGCGCCGCGUCUGUGUAACAAGGAUCCGCUCACACUCAAAAUGGGUUCCUAUGUUAUCGAGCUAUUUCCCAACGCGAAAUUCCUAUUCAUGGUGCGCGAUGGACGGGCGACGGUUCAUUCGAUUAUAUCCCGCAAGGUGACAAUCACCGGCUUCGAUUUGGCCAGCUAUCGUCAGUGCAUGGAGAAGUGGAAUCAUGCCAUCGAGCUGAUGCACGAGCAGUGCCGUGACAUCGGCAAGGAGCGCUGCAUGAUGGUUUACUACGAGCAGCUGGUGCUGCAUCCAGAGGAAUGGAUGCGAAAAAUCUUGAAAUUCUUGGAUGUGCCAUGGAACGAAGCUGUGCUGCAUCAUGAGGAAUUUAUUAAUAAGCCCAAUGGAGUGCCGCUGUCCAAGGUGGAAAGGUCGUCGGAUCAGGUUAUCAAGCCGGUCAAUCUGGAGGCGCUGUCCAAGUGGGUCGACCAAAUACCGAGCGAUGUGGUGCACGAUAUGGCCAACAUAGCGCCCAUGCUAUCCGUGCUGGGCUACGAUCCGUAUGCGAAUCCCCCGGACUACGGUAAGCCAGAUGCAUGGGUGCAGGACAAUACAUCUAAGCUAAAAGCCAACCGCAUGCUGUGGGAAAGUAAAGCGAAGCAAGUGCUGCAGAUGGAUACCAAGCCAGAUGAGACAGAUAAUACCAACAACAACAACAAUAACAACAACAAUAAUCAUAAUAAUGAAGAUAAUGCCAUUGACAAGAACAGCGACAACAACAACAAUAACAACAAGAAUAUCAAUAAAAUGCCAGAGCAACAACAGCAACAACAACAACAACUUCAAGCGGCUGAACAGGAUCUGGAGCAGGAACUACAACAGCAACAACAACAACAGCAACAGGAGGAACAAGAGCUAGAGCAGGAACAGGAACAGGAGCAGCUGUUGCAGUCAAAACAAAAGCCAAAGGAUGUCAUAACGAUAAAGCAGCUGCCGUCUAACUACAACAACAACAACAACCACAACGAGAAGAAGAAGCUGAAGCACAACAGCAACAACAACAACAACAAGCAGUAUGCCAUCGGUGCAUUGGAGGAUACAUGAUAUCCGCAUAUACCCAUCAGAUUACCACGCGGCAGGCAUUGAAGCACACACAACACGAGAUGACAAAGCACACACAAACACACACACACACAGACAGACACACACAACCAUAAAUUUGCAAUUGUAUUAGAGUAUUGCAUGUGUGCACCAAAAUGCAGCAAACAUACAUGACUAUCUAUAUAUAUAUACACACACACAGAUAUAUAACUACGCAGAGAUGUAUGUGAUGUAGCUGAUGAUGUACACAACAAAAAAAAAAAAAACAAAAAAGAAAUCAAGUUGCAGCCACCUAAAGAACUAUUAAAUCGAUUACAAAUAAAACCAAAUGGUUGCUAACGCUCCACUUAAGUACUCUACUCUAUCCCAGACCCUCAUUCCCCUACCCCCCCCCUCCCUCUCUCCCCUAACUAGCUUUAGCCCUUUAUAUAUACCUAUAUAUGAUAUAUAUGAUGUAUGUAUAUGUAACUAGCAUAUUUUAGCUUUUUUUAUACAACGCCUUUGGCACUUUUUCAAUACUUUUUUAUACGUGUUCUAUAUAUACAUUUUUUUUUUGUGUAUUCAUAAAUUGUAAUUUAGUUUUUUUUAUUUUUUUUUUGGAUUGUACAGAAAAGCAGGCUCAGUUUUUUGUAAAGUUAUUUCCGUUUUCGGGUGCCAGAAUCUCAACCUGCAAGCUCAAAGAAUAGUUUUUAAAAACAAAUUUUGCCCUGAUUUUAAAAUAAAUGAAAAUCUACUAUUAAAAAUGAAUAUAUAUAUUUAUAUAUAUUUAAAAGAACAAGAAAAAAAAACGACAGAAGAGAGCUUUUAAACUGGAAAAUAAAUUUCGAAACGAUUUACAUGUAGUCGAUGUUAUACAAAGUGAAAGUGAAAGUGAAAGUUUUGCUUGCGAUUUUCGAGAGCCUUUAACUUCGUUUUUAUAUAGAUAAAAAAAAAAAAAAAAACAGAAAGUACUAUAUAUAAAUAAAUGUGUUUUGUUGCAAUAAAUUGACUGAAUGUAUAAUACAUGGAUAUAUAUACAUAUAUAUAUAUCAACUAUAUAUAAAAAGAAAACAAACAAAUAUAUAUAUACAUAUGUACUAUAUAAACAUACUACGCAUAACGUAUAUGAGUGUCUAAUGUAAAUGUUAAUGGAAAACACACACACACACUAACAAACACAAACUCACACACACACACAGGAUUACGCAAAAUAAACAUAAAUAAAAUAAAAGGCGAAUAGGCUUAAUAAGUAUCUAAGAGCUGUUGACAUUGUAAGGCUUAGUUUAAUUAACAAUAAUAAUGCGAGUCUAUCUUCCGUAUGUAUUGUUUUAGUAGGCAGUGUGGCCCACACACACACACACACACACACAUAGCACUCUGUCCGUCCGUAUGCGUAUCUGUGUGUGUGUGUGUACGACAGAGAUGGCAAGCAUGUAAUUACCGUUAGCUGUUAGCUUUUAGCAUAAUUUUUUUUUUCCUUUUUUUUUGUGUGUCUUUUAACUAAAUAAUUCAUUGCGCUUUGUUGAAAAGAAAAAAAAAGAAUUGCUGACAAUAAAAGUUAAAUAAAAAAAAUACAAAAAAAAAAAAUAAAUAAAGUUUGCAAGGAGACA